AUGGUAGAUUCUACCAAUGGUACGACGUCAGCGGAAGCUCACUGCCUUCGCAACGGUGAGGAGCACGAGCAGCCAUGUCUCCGCAUAAUCAUCGCUGGCGCCGGUAUUGGAGGUCUUGUAGCAGCAAUCGCUUUGCGGAAGCAAGGUCAUCGCGUCGAGGUCUUCGAGCAAUCACGUUUCAACAACGAAGUCGGGGCCGCUAUUCACAUCACACCCAAUGCGAUGGGUGCGUUGAGUUACAUCGGUAUCGAUCCGCGGGACAGCGGAGCAGUGCCUCUGGUUCAAACCAGGUUCAUCUCGUCAGACAACGUGGUGGUGCGUGUCACCGACAACGCGAAAGAUUCUGUACGAUGGCAGAACCCAUGGUUGCAAGCGCACCGAGCACAUCUUCAUACACAGCUGCGAGAAGCCGCGACCAGUCCAGCUCGAUCAGGCAUACCCGUGAAGAUCCAGACUGCUUCAUCGGUAGUGCUGGCAGACUCAGAGUCCGCUACCGUCACUCUAGCCGACGAAACAACGCAUUCUGCAGACUUAGUGAUUGGAGCGGACGGUGUUCACUCUAGAACGCGCGGGGCUCUUAUGCAUGUUCCGCCCACGACUUUUCGCACUGACAGCAGCGCCUUCCGGUUCAUCAUAUCCCGAGAGUCUGUCGAAGCUGAUCCCGUCACACGGCCACUGGUCCAGACACAUGGCUCGAUGGAUAUGUGGUACGGGCCCGAUCGAAAGAUUGUCCUCUAUCCAACUUAUCACAACCAGCUUCUCAACUUCGUAUGUGUUCACCCGGCCAGACUAUCAGACGCGAGCAAUGACUACAAUAAAUCGGCCUCCAAGUCCGCCCUGUUGGAGACAUACAAGGACUUCCAUCCGAGUGUGAUCGCAUUACUGGAGAAGGCUGAUCCUGCAGGAGUCAAGGUGUAUCCAUUCUUCGAUAUGGCCCAGCUGCCAACUUUCGCGAGAGAUCGUCUAGCGGUCGUUGGAGACGCAGCACACCCGUUCACACCACACCUUGCUCAGGGCGGCGCUAUGGCUAUUGAAGACGCGGUCUCAUUAGCAAUCAUGCUCGAUCGGUCGGUAACGCCUCCACAGGUGCCGCAGCGCUUACAGUGGUACAAUCAAGCACGAUUCGAGCGGGCUUCGACGAUUCAAGAAUACAGUCGGCAGGUUGGUGGCGAUGGAUCAGAUCCUAACAAGAAAACGACGAAGCUUGAUGGUCUCAAAGUCUAUGACUACAUCAACUACGGUCUGAGUCACGACGAAGUUCAUGCGUCUACUCAUUUGCUUCGACAGCUUGAGUGGCAAGAACAGAACGCAAAAUGGCGGCAGCCCAUAAGCUUCGGCCCGCUUCCCGGCCCACGACAAUGGUCUUUGAGCACAUGGCCGAUCAGACAUUCGGUCAAGGCGAGCAGGACUUGCGCUAGUGUUUCUUUUACGACAAGUGCUACACUGCUCCGCAACAUGUUUCCGAACGCGUGUUAUCGAUUCAGCAAGGCAGACACUGUUACGCAUGUAACCUUCGCAGUCGAAUCAUUACGCAACCUCAGCUGGCUCGCUGGUGGUGGAUACGAUCUCGCAGCUCUUUAUGUCGAGGACGUGUGCUAUAGAUGGUCCAGUGGUCGCGUUCAGCAAGCAUCAUACUGUCCGGUCAUGUUUGAGAACCUCGCCGACCCGAUCAUAACAGGUCGUGAAGAGUUGGGAAUUCCUAAGGUGUUCUCCGACAUCAAGAUCCACAGCAAUGGCUCAUCAUUUCGUGCAGAGAUCUCUUGGAGAGGCGCCGAGUGGGCCACCCUGGAGCUCAAAGAUCUGGUACCGACAGAGAAGUCGCCAUCAGACCAUCUCAGUGGCGGUCUGCUUGUGCAUAAGUACAUCCCGUCGAGUAAUCCGGCCAAGCCUGACGCCGACUACGAUAUUAUGCAUUCGGCUGACGAAAGUAUUGCGGCAACUUCGUCACUUGCAAGUGACCGAGGAAGCGUGCGCCUGGAGAUCCGAGAUCUGGGCCCAGAUUCACUACCAACGCUUCAUCCAAUCGUGAGCCGACUAGCAGAGCUUCCAAUCUUUGAGAUCGUUCAGGCGUCGGUUGUCGAGUAUGAUGGUGUGCCAGAUCUAUCCAGACAAGUGCAUCUCGAUUGA
Molecule: messenger RNA, 2127 nt
Organism: Cyphellophora attinorum
Lineage: Eukaryota; Fungi; Ascomycota; Eurotiomycetes; Chaetothyriales; Cyphellophoraceae
Product: 3-hydroxybenzoate 6-hydroxylase 1
Exons: 4
Coding region: 1-2127 (708 amino acids)
Molecular function (GO): lyase activity; monooxygenase activity; FAD binding
Source: RefSeq, a predicted model, not a curated record